Molecule: messenger RNA, 3068 nt
Organism: Apodemus sylvaticus (European woodmouse)
Lineage: Eukaryota; Metazoa; Chordata; Mammalia; Rodentia; Muridae
Gene: Mars2
Product: methionyl-tRNA synthetase 2, mitochondrial
Exons: 1
Coding region: 38-1798 (586 amino acids)
Biological process (GO): methionyl-tRNA aminoacylation
Molecular function (GO): ATP binding; methionine-tRNA ligase activity
Source: RefSeq, a predicted model, not a curated record
CGGGAACACCGCCUCCAGACCUGGGCCGGCUGGCACCAUGCUGCGGCGGUGUGCUGUUUGGGUGCUGACGCGCACCCGGGCCGGCCGCGGUUGUCGCCGCUACGGUUCGUACUCGCCGAGCGCUAGUGGCGACGCUGGGGAAGCGCGGGCCUACUUCACUACACCUAUCUUCUACGUGAACGCCGCGCCGCACAUCGGGCACCUGUACUCGGCGCUGCUAGCCGACGCCCUGUGCCGCCACCGUCGUCUCCGAGUUCCCGGCACUGCGUCCACGAGGUUUUCCACCGGCACGGACGAGCACGGCCUGAAGAUCCAGCAGGCGGCAGCCACCGCGGGCUUGGCCCCGAUCGAGCUGUGCGAUCGAGUGUCUGCCCAGUUCUUGCAGCUUUUCCGGGAGGCUGCCAUCUCCUCCACCGACUUCAUACGCACCACGGAGGCUCGGCACCGUUUAGCGGUGCAGCACUUCUGGGGUGUGCUGGAGGCCCGAGGUCUGCUGUACAAAGGGAUCUAUGAAGGGUGGUAUUGCGCCUCGGACGAGUGCUUCCUGCCCGAGGCCAAGGUCACUCGGCAGGUGGGUCCGUCCGGGGAUCCGUGUCCUGUGUCUCUCGAGAGCGGACAUCCCGUCUCCUGGACCAAGGAAGAAAAUUACAUUUUCAAGCUUUCUCAAUUUCGAGAACCGCUCCAGCGAUGGCUUCAAAACAAUCCUCAGGCAAUCACACCGGAACCGUUCCACCAGGCAGUUCUUCAGUGGCUGGAAGAGGAGCUGCCUGAUUUGUCCGUUUCUCGAAGGAGUAGUCAUCUGCACUGGGGCAUUCCAGUUCCCGGGGACGACUCGCAGACCAUCUAUGUGUGGCUAGAUGCCCUGGUCAACUACCUCACUGUUGUUGGCUACCCAGAUGCAGAUUUCAAGUCUUGGUGGCCAGCCACAUCUCAUAUCAUAGGUAAGGACAUUCUCAAAUUUCAUGCCAUUUAUUGGCCUGCCCUUCUCCUAGGGGCAGGAUUGAGGCCACCACAUCGCAUCUAUGUCCACUCGCACUGGACUGUGAGUGGCCAAAAAAUGUCCAAGAGCCUGGGCAACGUGGUGGAUCCCAGGACUUGCCUUGAUCGCUAUACCGUGGAUGGCUUUCGAUACUUUCUCCUACGGCAGGGCGUUCCCAAUUGGGACUGCGAUUACUAUGAUGAAAAGGUGGUUAAAUUGCUGGACUCCGAGCUGGCAGAUGCCUUAGGAGGGCUUUUAAACCGGUGCACUGCCUACAGAAUAAAUCCUUCUGGGACCUACCCAUCUUUCUGUGAUGCCUGUUUCCCCAGUGAGCCAGGAUUAACGGGGCCGUCAGUUCGUGUGCAGGCCGAAGAUUAUGUGCUUGUAAGUGCAGUGGCCACUUUACCCAAACUGGUAGCGGGCUAUUAUAAUGACUUUCAGAUCUAUAAGGCUCUGGAGGCGAUAUCCAGCUGUGUUCGGCAAACUAAUGGUUUCGUCCAAAGGCACGCACCAUGGAAAUUGACCUGGGAGAGCCCUGAGGAUGCUCCUUGGCUGGGUACCGUGCUUCAUGUGGCCUUGGAGUGCUUGAGAGUGUUUGGAACUUUGCUUCAGCCUGUUACUCCAAACUUAGCAGAUAAGCUGCUGUCAAGACUGGGAGUCUCUACCACAGAGAGAGGCCUUGGAGAUCUCUACUUCCUACCUCGAUUCUAUGGACACCCAUGCCCCUUUGAAGGGAGAAAGUUGGGACCUGACACUGGGCUUUUGUUUCCGAGACUGGACCAAUCCAGGACUCGGCUAGUGAAAGCCCACAGGACCUAGGAACUCAACUCCUACUGGCUGAUGGUAAAAGAUCAAAUGUAUUCUUUUUGCAUUUUUCAGUAAAGUCAUGUUUAAGAGUAUGUAUCAAAUGAGCACAUGAACUAUGUCCUUAAGAACAGAACAAUUCAGGUCCCUACCCCAGUGCCAUUAACCCACUGUUUUUAUUUCUCAGUGCCAUUAACCCACUGUCUCAGGUGGCGACUGGUUAGGGUGGCGAACCACCUAACAAGGUUCACCAUUGUCUCAAGAGGAUGGUUGAGGACAGGACCAAGAUGCUGACACUGUUCCUUCUCAUUGCACCUUCUCCCAACCCAAGGUCCAAACUACCUCUCAGGGCUUUUGCUCCUCGGGAUAAUUUAACACAGCCCUUUCUUCAACUGAAACUAGGGUUGGAAGUCCCUGCCCUGUUUUUACAGGUCAGCCCUACUUUGUUAAACACCAGAGUCUCCUGUUAUCUCAUUUUCUAAGUUGCUGCAGUUGUGGUGUCAGCCCAGCACUUGUGCUUUGUAAUACUACACUCCAUCCAGUAGAUGGCUCUGCUCUCACACGUUCAGCUCCUUAAGAGUGUCCUUUCAGCUGUCUUCAUUCACAGAAUUUUAGAAUUGUACUGUUUUUCCAAAGGAUAACUUUGGAAACACUGAUAUUUUAACAACACAAAGUCACUAGAAUUCUAGUUUUAAAACUCCUAAAGGUAAUUUUAGUAAUUUGAAUGUUGAAGGGAGAAAAUGAUCAGUGUUCAGGACUGUCUGGGAUUCAGGGCUCUCUCCAAGGCACCAUUAAAGAAUACCCAGAGAAGAUGUUACAGUAACAAUUAGUGCAGUCAUUAGAAUACAGUAAGUCAGCCUUAUGUCUCAAAUUAACGGCAAGUACAAUAGGUAAUAAGUAAAUGUGACAGGUUUGUUUCUAUGGUAAACUAUAAAGCUCUUGAGGUACACUGUGUAUUACAGAUAAUAAAGUUUAGUAACGGUUACAUGUUCAUCUAUAAAGCCCUCAAAAGGGUUGUACUCUGUGUAUUAUUUCUUAUCCACAUACAUAAUUUACCUCAUGAUUAUUUUUGGUCAUUCAGGAUACAUAAUAUAGGAAUGAUAUAAUAUUGUAAUUAGUAGAUUUAUGUCAGAAUAGUUUUUGUUGAUUAUUUCUCUUUGAGACAAGCUUUCACUAUGUAGUUUGUUACCAUCAGUCUCCUGCCUCUACCUUUCAGGUGUUGGGAUUACAGGGUGUGCCACCAUGCCUGUCUUUUAACUUGUUAUUAAAGUGUGAUUGUUAAGUA